AUGACGUCGCCCGUCUUCGCCACCACCACGUCGCCGGCCUGCCUCCUCCUCCUCGCCGGCCUACCACCUCGAAACCACGUCGCCGUCGUCCCCGACUCCUCCCCGAGCACGCCUCGCUCAACUACAGGGCGCUGUGAGCUGCCCUUCCCUUCUUCCUCCCUAGUGCAUCCGCCACACGUGCCCGCUGGCCGCCUCUGCCCGCCGGCGUCGUCGCCUCCGCCCGCCUGGGCCACGCCCCCCCUCGCGCACGUCCACGCCCGCUCGUGCAUGCCUCAGUCGUCACCCGCGAGUGGCCAUCCCCGUCAACGGCGCUCCAAGCCACAUCGCCGCGCGCACCCGCGCGACCUUCCUGCUCCUCCUCCCCUCUCACGCGCGGCCUGCAGCUUCUGCAUCAACUGUCGCCGAUGUCCGCCCCCCUGCUGCCCGACGCACCUCGCCGCCGGCUACGAUGCCCCGGCGCCUCCACCGGUCUGGGCGGGCGCCCAAAUGGGCAGCCUCGCCCGCGCCCGUUAA
This is a messenger RNA of Aegilops tauschii subsp. strangulata, 513 nucleotides long. The record is from RefSeq and is a predicted model, not a curated record. Lineage: Eukaryota; Viridiplantae; Streptophyta; Magnoliopsida; Poales; Poaceae.